CAAUUUCUGCAAUCCUCCAGACGGGAACGCGCCUGUUCCCGUGAGCGGGAGCGCGCACAGUAGCCACACAGAAGGAGAGGGAGGCAGCGGGAGCGCGAAGGACCAGCGGCAGCGCGGAUACAAACGAAAAACGCUGAAAACCACCAGAUAAAAAGCACCAAAGGGGAUCCCCGCCGCUCCUCUGCGCGUGAACCACAGCGCGUUUACUGACAGAGGAGCCUCGAACCUUCAUCCCCUGGUCUUCGUCAUCCUCCCUUGCCAGCGGGCUGCGCAGAGCUAGGUGGUCCUGAGGAUGAGGAUGAAGGUGCUCGCGUGCUGCCUGUAGCUCCUGCAUCUCCACCAAGCCUCAGAUUGGAUGGGAGGCGAGGCGAGGGGGGCUGCAUUAUUGAUAGCUGCUGUUGGAGCGGGGCUUUAGGCUCGCGCGCUGUGGCCAUGGCCGCUUCUCGCGCUGAGAUGUGAUCUCGGCCGCCUCGGUUGCUGCUGCUGUAGCUUCUGCGCGGAGAGCGGAGGAGGAGGAGGAGGAGGAAGAAGAAGAAGAAGAAGAAGAAGAAGAGAAAGAGGAGGAGGAGAAGAAGGAGGAAAAAGAGGAAGAAGAGAAAGAGGAGGAGGAGGAAGAAGAAAAGGAGGAGGAGGAGGAGGAAGAGGGGGCAAUCUGACAGGAUUGUAUUCGUUCUUCUCGCUGUUGCGCCCAACGACUCGUUUCGUUUCCUCAUCGGCUGUGAUGUAAGAUAGGCCACUGGUAAGAGGGCACGAGGGGUGAUCGAGCCUCUGACUGACCAUCAUCAGCAUCCAGCGGCGCUGCUGGUGAGGGGAGCAAGCAAGGGGGCAGAUAGGGGGUGAUAAAGAGAGGAGAGGUGAGGAGAGGAGAGGAGAGGACAGAAGGGGGGUAGAGAGAGGAGAAGAGCAUCCGAGAGGGGGAGAAGAGAGAGAGAGAGAGAGAGAGAGAGAGAGAGAGAGAGAGAGAGAGACGCUCAGAGACACAAAGAUGCUGCCCUCGCAAGAAGCCUCCAAGAUCUACCAUGACAACUACAUGCGCAACUCGCGCGCCAUCGGCGUGCUCUGGGCCAUCUUCACCAUCUGCUUCGCCAUCAUCAACGUGGUGGUCUUCAUCCAGCCCUACUGGAUCGGCGACAGCGUGAACACGCCGCAGGCCGGCUACUUCGGCCUCUUCCACUACUGCGUGGGCGAGGGCAGCUCGAACCGCGAUCUCAAGUGCCAGGGCACAUUCGCCGACUUCAGCUCCAUCCCGUCGGGCGCAUUCAAGGCGGCUUCCUUCUUCGUGCUGCUCUCCAUGGUGCUGAUACUCAGCUGCAUCGCCUGCAUGGUGCUCUUCUUCUUCUGCAACACGGCCACCGUGUACAAGACGUGCGCGUGGAUGCAGCUGUUGUGCGCUGUGUGUCUUGUGUUGGGCUGUAUGAUUUUCCCGGAUGGCUGGGACGCAGAGGUGAUUCGGGACAUGUGUGGAGAGGAGACAGGGAAGUACACUCUGGGGAACUGCUCAGUGCGCUGGGCCUACAUCUUGGCCAUCAUCGGCAUCCUGGAUGCCCUCAUCCUCUCCUUCCUCGCCUUCGUCCUUGGAAAUCGCCAGAGCGACUUCCUGCAAGAUGAAGUGAAGGCUGACAAUAAAGACUUUGGAGUAUCCAGGCAGCCGCUGCAUCUGGCCUCUACGCUCCGACUGGAUGGUAUUGAAAUCCGUGACACAAAGGAUCCACGUUUUGGAGUGCAGCGGUUCCACUGAAGAGACGCCACCUCCUCCUUUAUUCUCUCCUUUCUUCAUCUCCCCUACCACAGUCCUUCUCUCCCUCUCCUCUCAGGUCUGCGUCUCUGACCUCAGUUAGGAAGCUGCUAUCUCAGCUCUUUGUAUUAUAGGACUGGCCUGGAGCACACUUCAAGAAGAGAACUUAUUCUGUACACACACACACACACACACACACACACACACAAAAAGAAUUCAAAAUCAAGACAAAAAAUCAGCUUUACAAAAACCAACAACUCUGGGAAAGUGAUUAAACUUACAUAUUGUUAUUAUGAUUAUUAUGAUUAUUAUUAUUAUUACUAUGAUGAAAAUGUUACGGUGAUGAUUAUGCUUGCAACAGCGGUAUUAUGUUCAAAUUUACAUAUUUUAUCUAAAAUGGGGGGGGGGAAUACUCAUUUCUAGCUUUAAGAAAAUAACAAUGAAUUAAUGCAUAUGUAUAAGUGCUUGGGUGCUACUGGAGACACAGAUGAAGAAAAAAAUCAAAGCCAAAAAUCAAAUAAAAUGGAAAAAAAGGAGAAAAAUUUUGUACAGCACAAGAUGUAAUUUUGAAGACCGUCUUUUUUUCUGGAAGAUUUUAAACUUCUUCCUUUGUACACAUGGUCAGCAACAAGAGACUAGUACAAGAGAAAAGAAGUAGUUCAUUUGUAAAUAAUAGAUUUCUAUGGAGACAGGGUACAGACAUGACGCUUUUAUCGACCCGAACUAUAUUCCUUCUACACCCUGGAGUGGAUUUAUUAAAUUGAUCAUCUUUAUCUCUAGAUCAAAUCUGAACUACCAAUUCUCAGAGUUCAUAGCUCCACACCGUGAGGAAAGCCCACGUUAAAGGUUAAACACCCUAAGAUUGUUUAUUUUGGCAUGGAUCUUUCCACUCAGAGCUUCAUGUCACUCAGUUUCUUUCCUUUCCUUAUAUUUGAAUCAUUUAACCUUUUUGACAAACAGUGGGGGAAAGGUUGGCUAGCAAAAUGACAUUUUUAGCAUUCUGGUUCCAAUAAUUUCAUGACCUGUUGUUUAUUCUUGCUUGUAUCAAUCCUAUUGCAUUUGUUUUGUUUGUUUGUUUGUUUUUGUUUCUUUGUUUUAUCCAUUUUGUCUCGAGGAAAAGCCCUGCAUGCUGCAUUUUACUCAGGCCCGACGUGUGGAGCACUGAUAAGUUGUAAUUCACCAUCUCCCAGACCCUACGAAUCGAGCAUCAGUGAGACUGUAUAAUGGCACAGCACAACAAAGCUGACCACAAUGGGUCAUAAUAGGAUCUCUAGGAGCAUCUGUUGGACUUCAAGGCAAAACAAGUUGACUGAAGAUUUAUCUCAGUGUUGGCUUCUAAACUUUAGCCUGGCACCCAUUUUUGUGCGUCAUGCUACAACCGACCCCAAAAAAUUAUUAUUUUUUUAGUUACAGAAAGUCUUAAACUCUGCACUAGUCUCAAUUCAGGCCCACAAGUCCACAGCUACAUCUGGAAGGACCUUGAUCUUACGUUGGAAUCGUCAUGUUUUACAUGGGGGAAAAUAAGGUUGGCUAGCACUAAAACAUCAGCUCUUUUUGGGUCACAUCUGUGCAGUCAUGUGAUUGAUUAGAACGAAAUGACAGAUUUACUGUCAGUUUUCCUAAAAGGGUCUGGCUGAUGCCAGCUUGGUGGUUAAAGGCAGGUCCAGAAUUGCCAAAACAGCCCUAAGCUCUUAGUUUCCUAACUCAGAGCGUGACAAACGUACAUGCAGUGCGUUUUAGAGGCUGCGCUGUAACUUGAAGGCCUUUGAUGUUGCAGUACUACUCACAGCAAUCCCUCGCUGGGUCUUCAAGCAGAAAUGGAGAUCAUUGAGGCUUACUGUGCACUUAUACAACACUUACUCUAUAUAGAUAUUUAUACUCAACGUGUUUAUAUUAUCAUUGGAAAGGUUGCAUUUUCAUUUUCUGGUCAACGUUGGUUUUCUAAGUUGUCCCUCAAAAGAACCUUCGCACAUGUGAUACCCCUUUUGUGCUCCUUGGGUAGAGCUUUGCUUGUACAAAGACUUUCCAUGGGCCCACAAGAAUGUUUCAUUGAUGCUGGGAAUCGCUUCUUGGGUCAGUCAAAAAGGACUGCACAAACACUGCACUAAAAACUUGCGGGUCUGGCUAGCACUGUGCAGUUUUGAGGUUGGACGAUUUGUCAAGAUACAUUUGAACGAGGACACUAAGCUGAAGAGUAAAAUGUGAAAUUCCUCCAUAUGGUGCUUUACCCUCCAACCCCUUCAUCCAUCAGAGGCCCCGCCCUUCCAGCCUCAAACAGCCCACAGCCCUGCACCGGAGAGAAGGGGAGGAUGGAUGUUCGGGAAAUGGGUGCAAGGUACGGGAAUAUAAUGGAUGAAUGGAAAGAGCAAAGAGAGGAGUGGUAAAGACCAAGGCUGGGAAACCGAAGCAAUGAUUCAUUUGUGGACAUGAGAAAAAGCCUCAGAAAUCCCUACACUGUACACCUUUUCUCUUUUUACACACCAUCUUUCUCUGUCUUGCUGUCAUCCAUGAGGACUUAUAAAUGCAGCUCUGUGUUUCCUUGCUAAUAUAUGAACAAACAUAAUAGUGUUUUUUGGAUCAUGUUUAAUUUCAUGCCUUUUAAUUUUUUUUUUUAUAAAUGCAGUCACACUAGUGGCUCUCAGCCCAAAACCCUGGAGAACACCACCUGCACUGGACAGUUUAACAUGUUGCAGCAUAUCUGAUAAAGGCUCAUAGGCUGUAGUCACAAAGCUGCUGAUCUAGGAUCAAUGUCCUUUCUUAUUUAUUAUGACUCUACCGGUGGGAACAGAUCCUAGAUCAGCACUCCUACUCCUAGAAGCAUCAUGAAUAUAGGUCCAGGUCUGUUAAAGGAGCAAAAACACUAGACUGCAGCGUAGGACCUUCUAGGACUUGGACCGAGAACUGCUGAACAACAGUAUACCAUCCUCAGGAGUUUUUACUCAGCUCAAAAUGGGAAAAACCCAGAAAAAAGUUCAGUGGAAGAGAAUGUUCUUCGAAGGACGUAUGUGUUUGAAGGAAGUUUAAAUACAGAAAUAUUAGAUAUUUUUAACUGUUUUUCAUGAAAGAAUGAAAAAGUCAUGUGCCAGCUCAUGGUUUAAACUGCACUAUCAUACAUUCUUAAAAAUAAAGGUGCCACUAAGGGUUCUUUGGAGUUUGCCUUCAGUGAAUGGCUCUUUAAAGAACCGGUUUUGUAAAUGAGAUUUGAACGUUUUUAAAGCUGCUCUACAUUUUUUCUUAAAGAAGUAGCUUUACUGUGUCAGGAGGGAAAAAAACACAUUAAGAUGUGGUGAGCAUGGGCUUCUGCAAGUAGAAGCUUGAAAUAAUAAGUGUCGGGCCGGAUUUCACAGAGGUUUUUUCAGACCACAUCAUAUGUCUUUACAUAUUAGCGUCACAAGCACAGACUCAAAAGAUGGUCCAGCCUGAUGUUUGGGUCUCAAAUGCAAACUCAGCAUUAUACCAGUGAAGAUGUGAUGACAAUACAUAAUCCACUCACAUCCUCAGAAGACACAUCCUCUACCAAGUUUUGACUGAAUUCUCUGAAUAAUCUUAAUGUGCAAUUUUCAGAUAUACAAAUAAUCCUCAAAUUCAUCCACUUGUAGUGCAGCUUUAAAGCGUAAAGUACUCCCACAUUAUAUAAAGUUCACCAAUCCUAGAACUGUAUGUCCAAGCCAAGAGCCAUUUAGGAACCAUUAUUUUUAAGAGUGUCACACAGUGUGUAUGACAGAGGUUACUGAAAUGAGAGGAAGAAAAGGUAAAUACAGUUGCAGAAAAAGAACAUGGUAUGCUUGUGAAGGGACACAGGCGGGUGUAGGUUGUAAAUCCCGACCUGUGGAACCUGUGAGAAAUAUUUAGGGGCUUUACUGCAUAUAGAGGAGCGUUUGGGAUUUUGGAGUCACUGAGUUUUAUGGGCAAAUGGCAAUUAACAGCCAUCCAUUAGGCAGCCUCUUGUGAGGAUGUGCAUUCAUAAUAUCUCCAUGUAUCUAUCCUUCCAUCCAUUCAUCUUUAGAAGGCAAAAGGAAAUGGACAGUCCAGGCAAAAGCGCAGAAGGUUUUUCUUUCCUUUUUUGUGGGGUCCUCCCAGAGUACACUGUGCUGACCAUACUGGAAAUACCUUAAUGCCAAAAAAUAUUCAAGGAAACUUGAUUUCCUCUGGAUUAAACACCUAAGUUCAUCUCUAUUAAUUCUUCCCAUAUAAUUAUAUAUGUAUUGAGUUAAAUAUAUUAUUUGGGCUAAUUAAAAAAAAAAACCCAUACAAUUACUAAUAUACUAUUCUUAUUAUGCCUUUACUGUUUGUCCAUUGAGGCUCCACUUAUAUAUAAUAUAAUAAGAUAUACAUAUGAAAUGAGACAAUGAAAAACAUUUUUAAAAAACUAAAGUGGCCAGUUUCCCCUUUUGACCCAUGACAUGAGAUAAAGUAGCGACUGGCCUUUGCUGUUUUUUACGAAGGCAUCGCCAAAGCUCUCUUGACCAGCAUCAGUUCUGCAGUUCCAGUAUCUAAUGUGAAUCCUUUCUUAUUCAGUUUUAGGUGUGCAUCUGAAAACCACCUCAGUUUCAAGAGAGUUAUGAAUUUGAUAUUAAUUAUUAAUAUUUCAGUUGUGCACACUGGUAGUUAGCAGACAUGCACCGUCACUUUCUCUGACACCUCUCUCAACGAUUUUGUCAUUUUCUUUGUAAUCUUGUGCCAAACUGAAAGGAGCAGACCGCUGUGGACAGAUAUGACACGACUGAUUUCUGCAGUAUGUAAUUUUUUAAUGUAUUUUUUUCUGUGCAUCAAAGUGUUGAAUGCCUUUCUGUUGGAGUUUUUUGCUUUUUGCUCUGGUUGUAAAUGUUCUUUUUUUUCUCUGAUAUUUCUGGGAUGCUGCGAUGUCUCUCAAUAAAACAAAAAAUGUAACAAGAAUGUUUCUGCAAGAUUGUCAUGGGGGAGUGCAAAAUGGCUGACAUCGUCACCACCACUUAUACAUUGUUGGUGUUGUUUUAAGAGAUGAAAACUAAAUAAAUCAAUUGAAUAUCA
Molecule: messenger RNA, 6745 nt
Organism: Pygocentrus nattereri (red-bellied piranha)
Lineage: Eukaryota; Metazoa; Chordata; Actinopteri; Characiformes; Serrasalmidae
Gene: lhfpl4a
Product: LHFPL tetraspan subfamily member 4a
Exons: 5
Coding region: 986-1738 (250 amino acids)
Biological process (GO): sensory perception of sound; gamma-aminobutyric acid receptor clustering
Cellular component (GO): postsynaptic membrane; inhibitory synapse; plasma membrane
Molecular function (GO): GABA receptor binding
Source: RefSeq, a predicted model, not a curated record